AGAAAAAUAAGUAGAUCUAUUUUUCCGUUAACAUCCUUUACAAACCUUUAAAUUGGGCUCUGUUGCUUCAUUGUUAAUCUCUGCCACUUGUAAGAUAUUAUCCCUAAGCUUAACAAUUUGUCUUCCUAUUUUUACAACAUUUUGUAAAGAAAGAUAAUGGUAUCCAGUUCAAAACGUGACAUGUAUUUCUCACAUUAAAAAAAAGAUACGUUGGCGUUUCAGGAUAAUAAUAAUAAUAAUAUAAUUCUAGUAAAACAAAAAAGAAUCAAACGCACAGCACUGGAUGAAUAACUUGAAAGAUGGGAGCAACUGCUCUUGUGAAACAAGGUGAGCAACACCUCUCUCAGCACAGACAAGGCCACGCCGCUCCAGCUGGCUGGCUCAAGCUCCCUCAUGGCUCGAGUGUUUACUGUCGGUGCUCUGACAACCGGGGUAAACAAGACAGCGCUGCGCCGCCGAGCUCGGCUUCGGGGAGCCCCAGUCGGCAGCAUGGCCCUUUCCGAGAAACAGUACCUGGAGAGAACCGGAGCCCUUCAGCGGAAUCUGCACGAAGGUGAGAAAAAGAGAUUGGAGUUGGAAAGAGAGCUGUUUACUUACUGCAGGUCUGACAGAAUAUCCCAGAUAAAAAAUACAAAAUUGCGCUGCUAUCUGAAGGAGAUCUGUGAAAGAGAAAACCAAGCUAAGAUUAGAAACCUCCAGUUUCUGAAAGAUUUUCAGCAUAUUGAAUUGCAUCUAAAGACUCUGGUUCCUGACUACAGCACAUUAUAUCAGAAAAAGGUGGAAUGUGGCAAUCAGAUUGCGAAAUUACUGGCAUUAUGGAAAAAUGAGAAGGAAAAUUUACAAGAAGAGGAAAUCACAAAUAAGGCAAAGAUGUUACCAGGAUCGAUGCACAAUAAUGCCACUUUACACCUUGCUCAAGGACUACACCAGCCUGCUACUAUCUUUAUGGGCCGCCAAACCUCAAGAGUUUUUAACGGUGAAAUGUCACCAAUGAAGCCAUCCCUUCAACCUGCAGAUUGCAUAUCUAAUCAGUAUCCGCUUUCUUUGCAAGAGUUAGAUUGUAAACUUUCAUGCAAGGCCAAUGUUACAGCAAAAGGAGCAGAAUGCUUUACAGGUUUGUCAGAUGAAGUACGCAGUUCCCGGAAUUUCAACACUAAUAGAAGUGUACCUAUAAAAAAUGAAAACAGUGUUCCAUCUGCUUCAGGCAGCAUUCUAGGUCCAGUUUCUUCACCAAAUCUUGAACAUAUGGCAUCACAUGUUAUUGUAAAUGCACCUGACAAAAGAGUGCCAUCCCAAACUAGUGUCGGACAAAGGGAAAGUAAUUCUCCGUUUUCAAGAAAUAGUGAUUUAAGCACUGACAUCAUGAAGAAAAGUCAUCAUGAAUCUGGCAGAUGUGUUCCUCAUGUGGAUUUGCAUAAAACUGAAUCUGGAAAAGUAAAUCAUAAUAAUGUUGAUCUGGAAAAUGGUCCCCAAAAUCCUGUCCCUAAUGCAGCCAUUAAUAUGGAAAGGCUGGAAAAUGAGACUGCAGAUACAGACAGUGAUCUUACUGUUUCUCUGAGUGAGGAUGGGGAUCCUUCAGGGUUACUUGAGAGUGGAGGAGACAAGGACCUUGACAGCAGUAAGAUUGAUACAUGGAAGAGCCCCAAGCAGGUCGUUACCGGUACAGAGCGAAAUGUAGAGCACAAAAACGGAAUUUCAGAAAGUGCUGUACAGUCUUUGCGCUGCAAAUCAUAUGUGAAGACAAAAGAUGAAGAUCUUUUACCUGAGGGACUCGUGCAUUUAAUGAAGAGCAUAGAAGAACGACUGCAUCAAAGAGAAAAAUAUCUGGAGCUCUAUAAGACCAUGUCAAUUAGUAAGGAAAAGCUCAAUGCAUUGAUAAGCCUUUGUAAUCACAAGGCUUGCUUGAAUGAAGAGGACCUUGAAGCAUGUGGAGCAGUCGUCCUUCAUCAGCUUCAGAGGUUGUCAUGGAGCACGUCAAAGGGAUGCUUAUUACCCGAAGAGAUAGUUAGCGGUAACUGGAACACUGUGGAGGAGAGAAAAAUAAGAUCCUGUCUACCUCCAGAUUCUGCAUUGUUGUGGGAGUGUUGGUACAAACAUGCUCUUAUUUUGGAAGACUGCCACAUUUUAACCACUGAUGAGAUAAUUGAUUUAUUCACACCAUUACUGGUUUCUGAAAACUCUUCAAAUAUCAGCAAGGCUAAAGCUUUACUGAAGACACUUCUUCCACAAAUGUCUGAAGGAAGCCUUUCUAUUCAGAGUAAUGAAUCGUCUCGCAGUCUGCCAUCAAUACUCAAUGACAGUUGUGAAAUAAAACAAGCAAAACCUGCUCAAUGGCUCUACAGUACUGUCAUUGGGAAACAAGAACUACAAAGUGGUGAAGAGGACAGCAAGGAAGAGAGCUUAGUGGAAAGUAUUCCUAUUAGAGAGACUAAAGAAUAUCAGCUGCUAAAACAAUCAGCCGUGCAACAUGGAAGACAGACUUCUAUAGAAGAAGAUGGUCUAUCGGAUACGGAAAUGUCAGGACUAACACAUGAAACUGUUAAGAAGGAAGAAGCAUUUGAAUCAAAAAUAAAUUCUACCAGUCAUCAGGAAAGUCCUCUCUUUGGGGAUGAAGGCAAGAAGAAAACAAUUUCUGCUGUGAAAUCUAAAGCUUUCUGGGGUGAAUCAGAUGACAGCAACACCGAUAUUGAAGCUGCCUUGCGUCCUCAAAUUCACAGCACAAACAGUGACGACUUUGAUGACUUCUACGACUAACUGUGUGGCUUAGUCAGACAGAUUAAUGAAAAAGGACUGUUUAUUAAAAGUAUCAUUGUAAUGCAUUUUGUACGGUAUCUUAAUUACAAUUAUGUAUUUAAAUGAACAGAAUAUAAGAAAUACACUUGGGUUUUCAGAUGCAUGUGUCUGAUUUUUCUUUUUUUUCAUAUUUUUCAAAGUUAAUAUUAAAUGUUAAAAAGUAAGGUCUCAUACAUUGUUAACAGUGCUUUAUUAUGAGCAUUUUCCCUUAAUAGUCGGUAACAGUUUGCUUGAAUUUUAAUAUUGUAAUGUACUUUGGUUCUGGUACACAAAAAGCAAAGGUAUUUUUAUUUCCCAUGUUAAAUAUUCAUUCAGAAAAAUGAAAGAUCUGGACACCUCAUUAGCUUUAAACUAAUGGUUCCCACAAGCCAAAACAAGGUCUCAGCAUCCAGGUCCCAGCUCUGCCAGCAGGCACCUGUGACAGAGAUUGUCUGAGCCGCAGGGUACUGUGCCCGAGGGCUGUGUGUAGCAGUUUUGAAAGUACAUUUUUAGUGAAAUACCCACUCAUUCCUAAUCCCUGCUGUUCUGGUAUGAGAUUUGUAAACCUGACUUCAUGAACAGUUGUCUUUUCCUAAUUAAAAGGGUACAAUCACCAUCUA
Molecule: messenger RNA, 3392 nt
Organism: Lepisosteus oculatus (spotted gar)
Lineage: Eukaryota; Metazoa; Chordata; Actinopteri; Semionotiformes; Lepisosteidae
Gene: kiz
Product: kizuna centrosomal protein
Biological process (GO): spindle organization
Cellular component (GO): centrosome
Source: RefSeq, a predicted model, not a curated record